Molecule: messenger RNA, 958 nt
Organism: Folsomia candida
Lineage: Eukaryota; Metazoa; Arthropoda; Collembola; Entomobryomorpha; Isotomidae
Exons: 5
Coding region: 111-707 (198 amino acids)
Source: RefSeq, a predicted model, not a curated record
UGCAGUCCAUAAGUGCCCGUGUGGAAGUGACAACCUGUCUUAAAAUUGUACGCAUUAAAUUUUCUAAAACAGCCACACAUUUCAACUUCAUACUUGGCCUGAGCUUAAAAAUGCAUAGUGAAUCUCAUCAAAUCCAAUCCGAUUCAGUAUCUGUAGAGCCUGAACCAGAUUCUGUGGCCAACAGAUGCCACGAGGCCGUCGCACAUUUUCGUCAUGAUAUCUCCCUUCUGGAGAUGGAAGUCAAGAAACUCGAUGACCAAAAGGCUAAAAUGCAGAUAGAAAUGAGAGGUUUGGACGAGAGGAAAGAUGAGAUGAAAAAAGAGCUAAAAAAUUUGGAUAACAAGAAAGAACAACUCAAAAAACGAGUUCAAGAAAAGCAGGAGUUACGGGACAAACUGCAAAAAUUAUCUGAAGAUUAUGGCAUGGAUAUAGAUGUCGGAACGCCAGAGCUCUUGGAGUCAAACCCUCAGCCAAGUGGAUCACGUGGCAACCAAGCCCCCGCUAUUAGUCCGACAGGGUGCCACACUAUCCAAGCCCUUGGGACCGGGAGUCUAGCUGUCCAAGCUCUGGGGACAGGCAAUAUCAUACAGACCACAUCUGCCGAUUCUUCACCUCUUGAACUGCUUGCCAGUGUUCCCGUAGCUGGAGGAGAUCUUGCUUCAUUUAUAAGCAAACACCAUGAACCGCCAGGAAAAAGGAAGAAAUAAUCACUGGUUGUAAAUUAAAAAUUACACUUUCUAGCACUAUCAUCUCUCUUCUAAUUAUAAGAUUAAUUCAGUGUCCAGAUACUUCGUUUUUUUCAAUAUGUGAAAAUUGCUAGCUUACAUAUGUACAUACAUAUUUAAUUUGAUAAGUUCCCCCUUCCGCUAUUGCAAUAAAUAUUCGUUUAAUAAGUUCCCAAAUAAUAUUUGUUCCCGUUUUUUUAGUAUAGUUCAUCAUCAUUACUACAAUUUCCGAA